UUUCAUUGCAAAGCCCAGGGAGAGAUAUCGAUAUCGAAUUUCCUGUCCCGUAUUUUGGCCCUUUUGCUUUCGCUUUCUGAUGCACGUGGUCACCGGUGUAGGCCAUCUGCUGCGGACAUCUGGAAUUAGUAGUAAUUUUUGGGGUCGGUGGUCGACGUCUUCUCUGAAGACGGAUAGACUAGUGUCUGGGAGUAUUAUUAGAAGUGGUUUUGUGCUGCAACGUGCUUCUUCUUCUUCUCCGUGUUUUAUACUAGGUAAACUGGGUUUUUCUACGCAUGCGCAGAGAUACUCGGGUUCAGGCACAAUGAGUGAUUCUAGUAAACCUAUCAGAUAUGUUGAUAUUGGAAUCAACCUGAGUGAUCCGGUUUUCUCAGGGAGUUAUCAUGGAAAACAGGUCCAUGAUAGUGACCUGGAUGACAUUGUACAGCGUGCAAAGGAUAUCGGGUGUCAGAAAUUUAUGGUGACCGGUUCUGAUUUGGAGGAGUCUCGGCGUGCGCUGCAACUUGCACAUGACUACCCGGGUUUCUGCUAUGCAACCGUUGGUGUUCACCCUUGUCAGGCAAAGCUAUUCGAUGAAUUCCCUGGUGGCCCUUCCAAGAUGCUGGACGAGCUUAGAACCCUCGCUUUGCAGUCCAAGGAAAAUGGGCAGGCGGUUGCGUUUGGUGAGAUCGGCCUGGAUUAUGAUCGAUUGUUCCUGAGCGCGAAAGAGCCUCAGCUGAAGUAUUUUGAGGCGCAGCUGGAUAUUGCGGUGGAGAUUCAACUCCCUCUUUUUCUUCAUUCUCGCGCUGCUAGCGAGGACUUUGAGAAGUUACUGGCGCCGCGACUGGCAAAGCUCCCUAAGAGAGGACUCGUGCACAGCUUUACGGGGACGCUGGAAGAGAUGAAUCGGAUGGUCGCGCUUGGCCUCGACAUCGGAGUCAAUGGCUGCAGUUUGAAGACCGAGGAGAACCUUGAAGUAGUAAAGGCGAUUCCGCUGGAUCGACUUCAGAUCGAGACCGAUGGUCCCUGGUGUGAGAUUCGUCCUUCCCACGCCUCGUCGAAAUACCUCAAGGGGGCACCAGAGCUUCCAAAGGCAGUCAAGAAGGAGAAGUGGCAGAAAGGAUUGAUGGUCAAAGGUCGCAAUGAGCCCGCUGCGAUAGCCCAUGUUGCCUACGUUAUUUCCCAAAUCAAGGGAAUCACGGUGGAAGAGGUCUGCGAAGCUGCGUGGAGUAAUUCGAUCAGAAUGUUUGGACUUGGGGAGGAUGCCGAAUGAGGCUGCUUCCGGAAAGUAUAGGUGCCGUUGCAAGGCUGACACUGACCGCUUUAUAGCCCUUCAAUGACGGCCUACCAUCUCGUCAAAUAAAAGGAUGCUAGAAAAAGAGAAAGAAAAAAAAAGAAUAUUCUGCUUUGUGAUUGUCAUGACUGCGAUAGAUAGAGAAUGAGGAGCCGAGUCGCUUUAUGUUGUUUUUGUGCAAGGCUGUUAUGUGAUCCUAAAAAGCUGAGUCAGGUCGGCCCCAACCAUGGUUCCUCACCACGGCUAGACUCCUCUUGCUGGAGCUGCUCAACGCAAACUCUAUACUGCGACAUCGCCCCUUCAGUGUUUAUUGAGGCAUGAAGAACGGCAAGUCAGGCCUCCGUCAGUCUGUGAUAC
Molecule: messenger RNA, 1630 nt
Organism: Aspergillus ibericus CBS 121593
Lineage: Eukaryota; Fungi; Ascomycota; Eurotiomycetes; Eurotiales; Aspergillaceae
Product: 3'-5'-exodeoxyribonuclease
Exons: 6
Coding region: 305-1252 (315 amino acids)
Cellular component (GO): cytosol
Molecular function (GO): 3'-5'-DNA exonuclease activity
Source: RefSeq, a predicted model, not a curated record